AUGAUGUGCACUGCCAAAAAAUGUGGAAUUAGGUUCCAGCCUCCGGCUAUUAUCUUAAUCUACGAGAAUGAAAUGAAGGGGAAGAAUCGCCAGCGCAUCAUGCCAGUCCGAAACUUUUCCAAGUAUUCAGAUUGCAGCAGAGCUGCUGAACAAUUAAAGAAUAAUCCACGACACAAGGGUUACCUGGAACAGGUAUCCCUGAAGCAGCUGGAGAAGUUAUUCAGCUUUUUACGAGGUAACUUGUGGGGGCAGAGUCUGGCAGAAACAAUGGAACAGAUUCAACGGGAAACAGCCAUUGAUCCUGAGGAAGACCUGAACAAACUAGAUGACAAGGAACUUGCCAAAAGGAAGAGCAUCAUGGAUGAACUUUUUGAGAAAAAUCAGAAGAAGAAGGAUGAUCCAGAUUUUGUCUAUGAUAUUGAAGUGGAGUUCCCACAGGAUGAACAGCUACAGUCCUGUGGCUGGGACACAGAGUCAGCUGAAGAUUUCUGAUAACCAAAAACUGGAAAAAAAAUUAUUGAGUAGUAGAAAAUGCAUAUUUAUACAAGACCAUAGAUUGAUUGUAGAAAAAUCUGUAAAGAACACUGUACGGAUUAGGUCACAUUUGGAUUGACAGUGUUACUUUUCCAAACCUGGAUAUAUAUAGCAUCUACUAUGUAGGUGCCUGUGGAAUAUAGGAAAACAAAAUAUAGGGAUCUGCCUUUAAGGAGCUUACAGUCUAAUUGGAAGAUAAGUCAAAAGCUUGUGAAA
Molecule: messenger RNA, 750 nt
Organism: Budorcas taxicolor (takin)
Lineage: Eukaryota; Metazoa; Chordata; Mammalia; Artiodactyla; Bovidae
Gene: CEP19
Product: centrosomal protein 19
Exons: 2
Coding region: 1-492 (163 amino acids)
Biological process (GO): microtubule anchoring at centrosome; trans-Golgi to periciliary membrane compartment transport
Cellular component (GO): ciliary basal body; centrosome; centriole
Source: RefSeq, a predicted model, not a curated record